UUUCUAUAAUCGACACAGAGUCGAAGAGAACCGUCCUUCUUUUUAACAACUACUACAGGGCUUGCAUAUUCAGACAAAAACACACAUAAGAACAAUAUCAAAUAUCGUGUGGAGGUGAACAGAAAAAUGUGCUCAGGAAUAAUUAUGCUAUUAGAAGACUCGAAAAAUGAUAUUAUAAAGCGACUGAAAAGUUUGAAAAGGUUGUCUAGUAUUCCGGAACGCUUGAUGAUAACAGCAUCAAGUGGUGGCACAUCGUCUGAUGAAAUCAUUGAUGAUUCACUGACAAUGAAUAGUAAGGCAUCUUCGAAAAAUACACAAGAAAAGAAUUCCGAUUUGGAAAAAAUAUUAACAGCAAAACUGUAUAAGUUGACGCAGUCUACAAUGAAAGAUGUCGAUGAAAAUCAAUCUCAGUUUAUAAGUCCCAACAAGGAGAGAGAGCAUAUUAAUGUACGACGCAAAGCUGACAGAGCAAAAUUGAGUGGUUCGGAUUGCUGGGAAUGUGAAAAGUAUUACAAGAAUUUGUCGCUGUCAAAAGACGAACUGCAGAAGAGAAAAAAUAAAUGCUCACGACAUCGACGAAAGUACGAAAGGCCAAUAACACCAGAAGGAUUUUGGAAUCCCGAAUUUCCUGACACACAGUCGUCGGAACGAGUUGGAAAAUGUAUAGAACCAGUACUAGAAAAGGGUUGCAGUAAUUCGAAGAUUACAAAUGAAGAACACGACCCAUUACAAACUUCUACAUGUGAAACAACCACCGAUGUAGUCAAUGAUGUAGACAACCAUGAUGUAGACAACGAUGAUAUAGACAACCAUCUUUCAGAGUUAAAAGAAAAAGUAUCGUUACUUCGUGAACAAAAGUCGAAAUUACAAUCACGGAUUAAGGAAUUACACGAAUAUAACAACAAUUUAGAGGGUGAACGCAAAGAAAUGAAAAAAAAGCUGGAGAAAGUAACGUCUGAGUUGACAAAUGUAAGAAAGUUAAACGAACGACUGCAAACAGCGUUAAUCGAUAAAACUAACGAAUGCGAAACAACAUUGAAAACUGUAUUGACUUCCAAUAUCAACAUGCAGUACGAAAAUAAUUUUCCACCAAUUGGGACAAGACAGUCUACUAGUGGGAUGAUUCACAUUGGGCGAAACGAGUGGAUGAGUGAAAUCCACUAUAACAGAGUGUUGAACUCGUCGAAAACUCCUCGCCAAUUUGCAAGUAAUAUUAUUCUUGCUAAUUUCGAUGAUGAAUUGCUCAUGACUAGCACCGUUACAGGAUACACUACUGCACAACGCGGUAAAAAAAAGAAAUGCAAUAAACUGGAUGAAAAGAAAUUGAGAGCUUGUGAAGAUGCAUACAAGCAUUGUAUAAACAACGUGUACAAAACCAAAUUUGCCGAUACUCCUGACAAAGAUAAUUCUAUGAGAGAAAUGUCUAAAUUUUAUUACUAUGUGGGAAAAAACUUGCUGAUUUAAAGAAAAUAUGUGAAGAUACCGAUGAAGAUCAAUCGAUUGAUGAAGGAAGCGAGGACGUUGUUGAUGAUUCACAGAUGAAUGAUGAAAAUGCGAGGCCAAAAAA
Molecule: messenger RNA, 1567 nt
Organism: Solenopsis invicta (red fire ant)
Lineage: Eukaryota; Metazoa; Arthropoda; Insecta; Hymenoptera; Formicidae
Exons: 12
Coding region: 127-1464 (445 amino acids)
Biological process (GO): DNA double-strand break processing involved in repair via single-strand annealing; double-strand break repair via homologous recombination
Cellular component (GO): site of double-strand break
Molecular function (GO): Y-form DNA binding; single-stranded DNA binding; damaged DNA binding
Source: RefSeq, a predicted model, not a curated record